This is a messenger RNA of Camellia sinensis, 852 nucleotides long. RefSeq names its product GDSL esterase/lipase At5g55050-like. NCBI's taxonomy places the organism in Eukaryota, Viridiplantae, Streptophyta, Magnoliopsida, Ericales, Theaceae. The record is from RefSeq and is a predicted model, not a curated record.
AUGGCGGGGUUAGAGUUAAAGAGACAGAAAGGCGAGAUGAGACAUCGGCCAACCAAAUCGAGGAACAGAGCACUGGAUUUAGUGUGGUUGACGUCUUGCAAACAACAGACCGAGGAAGGGUCUACCCUGGUCGGAUCAUGUAAUCCCGGUCAUGCUUUUGCGGACGGAAGUAAGGGGCAAUUGAGAAGGAGAUUUUAUGAGCUGAAAAUGGGCCAUGAUGUUGGGACAAAUACCUACAUUCCCGGGAGUUCAGCAAGAGCAGACUUUCCUUUCAUUUACUUUUCUUCAAAGAUGACACUGAGUUCAAUUCAAUUUCACUAUGUAAAGUUGUUUAAUGAAACUGAAGAAGACGUGUUGGAAUUGCAGGCUCUAUACAACUUUGGGGCUACAAAAUUUGGCAUCAUUGGCAUUCCACCGGUUGGAUGCUGUCCAGCUUGGAGAUGUUACAAUGCUACCAGAGAUUUUAAGGAUGUGGAGACGGCAUGUUGUGGAGCAGGAAGAUUGAAUGCAGAAAUCCCAUGUAAUGCGACAGCAAAUCUUUGUAUGAACCGCAAGGAGUACCUAUUAUGGGAUUUGUAUCACCCUACACAAACUACUUCUCAGCUGGCAGCACUGACACUCUAUGAUGAUUUUAAGUAUGUGGAGUCGGCAUGUUGUGGAGCUGGAAGAUUGAAUGCAGAAAUCCUGUGCAAUGCGACAGCAAAUCUUUGUAUGAACCGCAAGGAGUACCUAUUCUGGGAUUUGUACCACGUGACACGAACUGCUUCUCAGCUGGCAGCAGUGAUGCUCUAUGAUGGUCCUCCAAGAUUUGUUACUCCAAUUACCUUUCGCCAAUUGGCCGAGGACAAUUAG